GUGAAAGGAUGUGAUGGGCUUGGAGACCGCCGAUGACACACCGUAUCCGGCGCUUCCUAGCAGCCGCAUCAAGUACCUCCUGGUGGAGAUGUUCGUCGCCACCAAGACGGCUGUGAUGGGGAACAUGUCGGAAGAGAUCAAGAAGGCACCUCUGCCCAUCGUUCACUACGGGGUCGACCUGUGGACGUGCAAGACUUCUGGGAUGAAAUUCAUUGAUGUCCAUGCGUUCAGGCGCUGUACCGGACGGCAGAAGAGGUGA
Messenger RNA from Ectocarpus sp. CCAP 1310/34, 259 nucleotides. The record is from the annotation of a GenBank genome assembly. Lineage: Eukaryota; Phaeophyceae; Ectocarpales; Ectocarpaceae.